Molecule: messenger RNA, 1901 nt
Organism: Astrephomene gubernaculifera
Lineage: Eukaryota; Viridiplantae; Chlorophyta; Chlorophyceae; Chlamydomonadales; Astrephomenaceae
Source: the annotation of a GenBank genome assembly
AAUACACCGAGCAUCUUUGCAUUGCGCCUUCUGGCAGAUCUGACUACAGCGCUUACGCAUGCUGCUGUAAAGCACGGCAACCAUCCAUCCAUUCUGCGAACAUAACCAGUGCAUAGUACCAGUCGAUGGGAGAGGCACAUGUGCAAAAAGAAUUUUGCCUUGGGCUACAUUUUAACGGGCGCAAAGCUUCGGCAUCCUUACGUCGUUGCCCUUACAUACGUGCCUCGGAGUGAAGUCUUUGCACAUCUUACUAAUAGAGCUAAAUGUUGCAUUUCACUUGAGAACAACCCUUAUCAUUCGCCACGCCUAAGCGCAAUCUGGAUGUUGGACGGCCAUCUGGCGCGCAGCACCACCAGCGCAGCCGCAGCCGGCGCCAAAGCCCUAGUAGCAACACAUCCUUCGGCCAGCCUAACAGCUUGGAGGACAACGGCCCGACCCUUUUGGCUGCGAACCCUUUUCCGGCUGUCGCCACGGUCAUCCAUCUGCAACACGCCAUCACUCCUGUCGUCACAGGCGGCUCCUGCUGCCUCAAGACGUGCCUCAUUUGCCUCUGUACCUGUGUUGUCAGCAACUGCAGUGCCAGCAACGGCCGGUUGGGUGACCCAAGCAGGAAGAAGGAUAUUCACAACCGCCACCACCACCGCCGCUGCCGCAGCCGGAGGAGGAGCACGGUCCCCAGCAACAGCAACUGAGGCGACUGACAAAGCCGCUGCCGCUGCUGUUGCUGCUGCGACAAUGGAUGCCUCUUUGUUGGCGAAAUUUGGCUUGGGAGACGCGCACUGCCACCCGCAGGACGACCCCGUCGACUGCGCCCCCAAGGUGCUGUCGCUGUCCGCCCCGCUGCUUGCGGUGAUGGGUACCCGCUGGGACGACUGGGGCGCGGUGCAGGCGCUGGCGGAGGGGGCAGCGGACAAGGUCAUUCCCUGCUUCGGAGUGCACCCCUGGUUCGCCCACCGCCAUGCCCUCUCUCCCACCACCUCUCCCACCUCUCCCACCUCCCCCACCUCCCCCACCUCCCCCACCUCCCCCACCUCCGCCCCCUACCUCCUGCUGGAUUGCCCCCCCAACGGCCGGGACCACCCCGACCGCCACCCCCACCUGCUGGCCGCACUCACGCGGGCAGUAACGCAAGCAGCACCUGCACCUGCACCUGCACCUGUCGAACCGGCAGCAGGCACGACAACAGGAGCAGCGGUUUUAACAAGGACGUCGAACAACGCAGAAGGGCAAGCACCUGCAGCACCUACAGAAGAACCCGCCGGACCUGCAGCAGCAGCAGUGGCAGCAGCAGCAGCAGCAGCCUUCGCAGAGUCCCUCACCGCUCCUCCUGCUGCUGCUGCUGUUGCUGCUGCUGACCCGGAUAAUGACGAGGAGUCCGCGGGGUGCGGCUGUGGCAGCAGCGGAGUCUCAACAGCCGUUACCUCCCACUCAUCAUCACCACCAUCAGCUCCAGCACCAUCACCAUCACCAGCGGCCGCAUGUGCAGCAGCAGGGGGUACCGCCGGUGGCAGCUCCGCCGCCUGCGGUGCCUCGCUGGGCCCGGUGGCCCCGCGGGAGGUGUGGCUGCCGCGCCUGCGGGCGCUGCUGACGGCGCACCCGCACGCGUGCGUGGGGGAGUUCGGGCUGGACCGGGCGGCAGUGGUGCCGGGGACACGACUGCAGCCCUCCUGGACCCACCAGCUAGCCCUCACCGAGCUCCACUUGCGCCUGGCAGCGGAGCUGAGUCGCCCCGCCUCUGUACACUGCGUGCAGGGUUACGGUGUGCUCCUGGAGAUGCUGCGGCGGCUGGGGCCGGAGGGCUGCCCACCCAAGAUCAUGUUGCACAGCUACGGUGGCAGUCUAGACAUGGUCAAGGGCUUCCUCAAGCUGCCGGGAGGGGUGGGCGAACGGAUAUACUUCAG